Nerophis lumbriciformis (worm pipefish) is the source of this 2898-nucleotide messenger RNA. The record is from RefSeq and is a predicted model, not a curated record. Lineage: Eukaryota; Metazoa; Chordata; Actinopteri; Syngnathiformes; Syngnathidae.
AUGUCGGGGAAAGAGCGCAGCCCCCGGCACAGGCCGUGGUCAGUCUACCGGGCCAACACGUUUGAUCUUUCGUCGGAGAUGAUGGGGUUGGCACUGUCAGGAAACAGUCAGGACCCUGACGAGCCGGUGUUAGAGUUCAGUUUAGUCUGCAGUGAACUGAUCACACCCACUGUGGACCGUAAGCCAAGCAGCUUUGUGGCUGUCAGCUGCACCACUCCGCCUCAGGCCUUCUGGACCAAACAUUCGCAAACUGAAAUCAUUGAGGGGACAAGUAACCCCGCAUUCCUGAGCAGCGUGGCCUUCUUCCAGGACUCCCUCGUCACUCAGCAGACCCAGGUCAAGCUCUCCGUCUACGAUGUGAAGGAUCGUUCACAGGGCACGAUGUACAUGCUUGGCUCGGCCAUGUUUUCUUUGAAGGAGCUCCUUCAGGACAAACACCACCGCCUGCACCUGACUCUAAGGUCAGCCGAGAAUGAGCGAGUCGGCAACCUCACGGUCAUCGCCUGGCAGAUUGAGGAGAAACGAGAGCACAGAGCUCCGGGUACCAGACUACAACGAGGAGACACUGUGAACGGAAGGAUGGUUCUUCCCGUCGAUGAAAGUUUGACUGAAUCCAAAGGCAUCAAGUCCAUGUCUUCAUCACUGUGUAAGGAUCCCCUGCUGAAGGCUGUGUUUGGAGGCGUCAUGUCGCAUAUGUACCGUUUCCCAACCACGGACGGCAACCAUCUCCGUGUCUUAGAGCAGAUGGCUGAGAGCGUGCUCUCCCUGCACAUUCCUCGACAGUUCGUGAAGCUGCUGCUAGAAGAGGACGCCGUCAGGGUGUGUGAGCUAGAAGAACUAGGUGAGCUGUCUCCAUGCUGGGAGAACCUCAGGAGGCAGAUCAUUACUCAGUACCAGACCAUCAUCCUUACAUAUCAGGAGACCAUCAGCGAUCUGCACGAGUACAAAGGACCUUCUUUUAAAUCUAGCACACUGAAAGCCGAACGGAAGUUAGAGUUUAUUCCGACAAAUUUGCACAUCCAGAGGAUGAGAGUUCAUGGAGAAACCGGCUAUGAAUACACAUACGACGUGGUGACCAACGGCGCUCCUGCUGCACACCAUCAAGGCUUUAAAGGGUGCGGCCUCAGGAAACUACUGCACAAGCUUGAGGAGGCCAGAAAACAUCCCAUACAAACAGCAAUUUGUUUUCAAAGCUCCACCGGGCCAAGAGGAAUGCCGUACCAGCCGCAGGAUGUCGUCAGAGCAAAGGAGCUGAUCGGCCAAAUUAACACACUGAAGACACAAGUGUGUUACUACGUUGAACGUCUGACUAGAGCGGCCAAAGAGCGCUCGGCCAAUGCGCUGGAGAGAACAUUGGCCAUCCUCAAAGACAAAACUCGCCAGUUGGUGAGCGUGUGCGAUUCUAAGCUCUUGUCCUCAGCCAUCAUCGCUCUGACCGCCGCCCGCCCGGAGUCCACCUCAGAAGGCACCCCGUCCCCUUCCUCCUCCCUCUCGCCGUCCUCACGCUCGCCUUCGCGCUCACCUGCUCACCAUCCGUCAUCUCCGUCGCGGACGGCAACCUCGCCCUCCCGCCUAGCCACUCCCCCUGACAGCAUUAACAGCAGUAAAAACAAACGAGCCUCCUUGCAGGCCGACUUGCUCGGAGAGGACUGGGAGAAGGUGUGGCUGAACGUGGACAAAAGUCUGGAGUGUGUAAUCCAGAGAGUGGACAGGUUGCUGCGAGGAGAUCAACUCCAAAGUGACAGCAGCUCCGAUGAUGUAUUCUCAUUGUCUAGUGAGGAUGUCAAAAACACCAAAAAAGUUAGCAGUCCUGAACGGGGAAAAACAUCACCAGGGGAGUGGACUGAGGCCCUACACCCUCUCCUCACCACGUUGAGCGACUGCGCCUCGCUGAUGAGCGACAAAGCCAAAAAAGCCCUGGUGUUCCUCCUCAUGCAGGACAGCGCCCCCACCAUCGCCAUGAGCCUCACGCUGCAGUACCGCCGUGAUGUCGUCUUCUGUCAAACCCUAACAGCUCUUAUCUGCGGCUUCGUCCUCAAGCUGAGGAACAGCCUCUGCGACUCAGGCUUCCUCAAACAGCUCCACACCAUCGGCUUGCUAGUGCAGUACGAGAGCUUGCUCAGCACCUAUGGUGAGGAGCUGGCCAUGUUGGAGGACAUGAGCGUUGGUGUGACAGACUUGAGAAACGUCACCUUUAAAAUCACACAAGCGAGUACGGUCUUUGGCCCUGACAUGCUGCCUGUCAUCACGGGAAACCGGAGUGGCUUUAACGUCAGGGUCCCCAUCCCUGCCGCCAUUUUCGAUAGUCUUCCCCGGGAGAUCCAGAAUGGCAUGUUGCUGCGUGUGCAGCCCAUCCUCUUCAACGUAGGCAUCAAUGAACAGCAAACAAUGGCUGAGAAAUUUGGAGACACAUCUUUACAGGAGGUAAUCAACAUGGAGAGCAUGGGUCGCCUAAGCUUGUACUACGACCACUUUAAGGAGGUGCUCACAGAAGACUGUCUUCCUCGGUCCCGUAGUACAACAAGUCUGCCCGAUCUGCUCAAACAGCUCAAUCACAACAUCAAUGCCAAGAAGAGCAAGAACGUAGAAAUUUUGUGGCAGGCUGCUGAGGCGUGCCGGCGCCUGAACGGUGUGCGCUUCACUAGCUGCAAGAGUGCCAAGGAUCGCACGGCAAUGUCGUUGACCCUAGAGCAGUGUCACAUCCUCCAGCAGGAGCACGCCCUGGCACCCCAAGUCUUCUACCAGGCCCUGGACUGUAUGCGCAGCGAGGGUUGCAGACGGGAGAACACCAUGAAGAACGUGGGAUGUCGCAAAUACGCCUUUAACUCGCUCCAGCUCAAGGCCUUCCCCAAACAAUAUCGUCCCCCGGAAGGCACAUACGGGAAAGUCGAAUCCUAA